AUGCGUUGUGGUCGACGUUGGCAAAGCACCCAUGCUUGGGCUAAUUUCGGCCAGGAAUGUGAACAUUGUACAAGUCAAGUUAAACCUCAUAAUUUACAAAAACUAUAUGUUUACAUUUGUAAUUGGUGUGACAGGAGAUGGUCUGAUCGAUAUAGUUCAAAUGGUUUAAAAUGUCACAAUUGUGGCGGAAGUGACCGUGUGCUACCAUUGAAUUACGAUGAUAAUCGAGAAUAUAUCCAUGCACAUAGAUUACGACAUUUAAAUGAUGGGGAUUGGGAAAAUUAUAUUGAUAGGAGUAAGCCACAUCGAGAAGAUUUAUGUGAAAAAUGCCGAAUGUUACAAGCACCUUGUUGGGUUUCACGGCAUCGUAUUAGACAGAAUAAUCUAACCGACAGACGCUCGAUAGCCGUGCCAUGGCCUCCUGCGCCCAACACAAGUUUUGUACAAGAUGAUUCAUCCAGAUCAGCACCUGAACAUGAUCAAAAUGUAUCCGUAGGAGAAUCAGUGUGUAUAUUUAUCGUCGUUGUUUUAGCGGCCAUUUUAUUACUGGCAACAACAGCGGUGAAAGUCCCGAAGUAG
Molecule: messenger RNA, 579 nt
Organism: Didymodactylos carnosus
Lineage: Eukaryota; Metazoa; Rotifera; Eurotatoria; Philodinida; Philodinidae
Source: the annotation of a GenBank genome assembly